Molecule: messenger RNA, 1287 nt
Organism: Poecile atricapillus (Black-capped chickadee)
Lineage: Eukaryota; Metazoa; Chordata; Aves; Passeriformes; Paridae
Gene: EIF3G
Product: eukaryotic translation initiation factor 3 subunit G
Exons: 10
Coding region: 94-1272 (392 amino acids)
Cellular component (GO): eukaryotic translation initiation factor 3 complex; cytoplasm
Molecular function (GO): translation initiation factor activity; RNA binding
Source: RefSeq, a predicted model, not a curated record
UUUUCCCGCCUUCCCCCCGCCGGAAGUGACGCGCGCGGGCCGGAAGUGGCGGGCGGCCUUUCCGGUGUGGCGGCGUGAGGGGAGGCGGAGGCGAUGCCGACCGGGGACUCCAAGCCCAGCUGGGCUGACCAGGUGGAGGAGGAGGGAGGAGAAGAUGACAAGGUGAUCACCAGUGAGCUCCUCAAGGAUCUGCCCCUGCCCGGGGUCCUGGGAGGCACCUCCAGCGCCGAGGCCGAGCUGCUCAAGGGAGGGCCCCUCCCAUCCCCCAAGGAGGUCGUCAAUGGCAACAUCAAAACCAUCACCGAGUACCGCGAGGAGGAGGAUGGGCGCAAGGUCAAGAUCAUCAGAACCUUCCGGAUCGAGACCCGCAAAGCCUCCAAGGCCGUGGCCCGGCGCAAGAACUGGAAGAAAUUUGGGAAUUCCGAGUUCGACGCCCCCGGGCCCAACGUGGCCACGACGACCGUGAGCGACGACGUCUUCAUGACCUUCAUCACCAGCAAGGAGGACCUGAACUGCCAGGAGGAGGAGGACCCCAUGAACAAGCUGAAGGGUCAGAAGAUCGUGUCCUGCCGCAUCUGCAAGGGCGACCACUGGACCACGCGCUGCCCCUACAAGGACACGCUGGGGCCCAUGCAGAAGGAGCUGGCCGAGCAGCUGGGGCUGUCCACGGGCGAGAAGGAGAAACUCCCGGGGGAGCCGGAGCCGGUGGCUGCCCAGGUGAGCAAGACGGGCAAGUACGUCCCACCCAGCCUGAGGGACGGGGCCAGCAGGAGAGGAGAGAGCAUGCAGCCCAACAGGAGAGCCGAUGACAACGCCACCAUCCGCGUCACCAACCUGUCUGAGGACACGCGUGAGACCGACCUGCAGGAGCUGUUCCGCCCCUUCGGCUCCAUCUCCCGCAUUUACCUGGCCAAGGACAAAACCACGGGGCAGUCCAAGGUCACCUGGGGGCCCCGCCCCCUCCUCACGCCUUUCCCGCCCUUUUCCCGCCUUUUUCCUGCUUUUCCCGCCCUUUUCCCACUUUUCCCGCCUUUUUCCUGCUUUUCCCGCCCUUUUCCCACUGUUCGAUCCCGCUUUUCCCGCCUUUUUUCCUGCUUUUCCUGGGGUUUGAUCCCGCUUUUCUCACCCUGCUUUUCCCGCUGUUUGAUCCCGUUUCUUUCCCGUUUUUCCUGGGAUUUGAUCCCAUUUUUCCCGCCUUUUUUUCCCGUUGCUUUCCCAGGGUUUGAUCCCGUUUUUCCCGCCUUUUUUUUUUCCCAUUUUCCUGGGGUUUGAUCCCAUUUUUCCUGU